This is a messenger RNA of Solanum dulcamara, 1319 nucleotides long. RefSeq lists its product as uncharacterized. NCBI's taxonomy places the organism in Eukaryota, Viridiplantae, Streptophyta, Magnoliopsida, Solanales, Solanaceae. The record is from RefSeq and is a predicted model, not a curated record. The coding region runs from base 323 to 1045 and encodes 240 amino acids. The transcript has a single exon.
GCACAUGAACGCUUAAUUGUGAUACAAUUAGUUCGAAUUUUCUUGCAAAUACUUAAUUCUUUGUAGUCGCCACCACUUUGGAUCCUACUCUUCUACAAUUUUUCGUCCCAUAUUCUGGUAAUGGUUAAAAGACGCAUUUGGUAGGUUAAAACAUUUUCUUUGAAAAAAACACUCUAGAAUAGCCCACAGCCACACCGACUGGGUCGAUUUAAGAUUUGUUUAAUAAAGCAUUUGUAGAAGCUGGAUAAUCGGAAGGGACAGCCAACAGCCCCUUUGCGUUGCGCUGAUCAUAGCGUCGUUGUUGUUUCGAUUUCUGGAAAUCAUGUUGCUUACUCGAAACAAAUCAAAGAUUUGGAUUCACAACAAUAAUUCACCAAAUUUCUCUUGUUCUUCAUUCAAAGAUAUUAAUACCCUUUUCUCCGACGAUUCUAAUUACAAUUCACCCAUUUCCACCACCACCACCAAAAAACCCAAUAUAUUCCAUCGUGUCCUCCGCGUUAACGCUGUCCUCCGUGCCUUCUCAACCCGACCCGAACCUGAACCCGAAUCAACAACCCAUAAAUCGAUUCAAAUCCCAGGAGCUGAGAAGAAAAUAGUGAUUUACUUCACCAGCCUCAGAGUAAUUCGUUCUACAUUCGACGAUUGCAAAGCCGUUCGAUCAAUUCUGUCUAGCUUUCGUGUUUCGAUCGACGAACGAGAUGUGUCUAUGGAUGUUGGGUUCAUGGAAGAGCUAAAGACCAUAUUGGGUACCCGUGUAAAGACGAAAUUGUCCUUGCCUAGAGUUUUCAUCGGCGGGAGUUACAUUGGUGGCGCGGCGGAGAUUAUUCAGCUGCAUGAAGCUGGCGAGCUGAAGAAAUACGUUGAAGGGCUGACUCCGGCGGAAUUCAGCACGUGCGAAGUGUGUGGAGGAAAUAGAUUUAUCCUCUGUGAAGAGUGCAGCGGUAGCCAAAAGUGUUAUAGCGAGAAAAGUGGAUUCAGGACUUGUACGGCUUGUAAUGAGAAUGGUUUGAUCAGGUGCCCUUCUUGUUACUACCCGAUACUCUGAAUGCAAUUAGAUUAGUUAACCUUAUAACUAUAAUUAGGCAAGUCAGAAAGUAUUAGCUGAAAAUGGAGGUGAAAAUUUUAGUAGUACUUCAUUUUCUUUGUUGUUGGAAUCUUUUCCUUCUUCAUUUCUUACCCUUUCUUGGUGUGCUUAUAAAGUAAAGAAGGCAGCUUGGUUUUUGCAAAAUGCUCUCUUUAGUUGAUUUUCUUUCUUGGUUGUUUGCUUUUGACAUAGUUCUGUAAAGUACUAAUACAUUCUAAAUUGCUAAUUAUGUAUG